Aspergillus melleus is the source of this 963-nucleotide messenger RNA. RefSeq lists its product as uncharacterized. Gene Ontology annotation, biological process: DNA-templated transcription. NCBI's taxonomy places the organism in Eukaryota, Fungi, Ascomycota, Eurotiomycetes, Eurotiales, Aspergillaceae. The record is from RefSeq and is a predicted model, not a curated record. The transcript is spliced from 3 exons. Bases 1 to 963 code for a protein of 320 amino acids. Gene Ontology annotation, cellular component: nucleus; RNA polymerase III complex.
AUGGAUUCCUCCGACUCCGACCCCGUCAUCGCAUCCUACGACGUCUUCCUCACCGACUCCGAAAUCUCCCGCUACGUCCUCCAAUACCUCGACCGACCGACCGACGACGCCUACGAUGACCGCCACGGCCAGAAACCCGCUUCGUUUCGCAUGAAGCAGAAGACCGGUCUCGUGGAAGUGGACGUCCCCAUUAACACGCGCGUGAACUACGAUGUCAGCAAGGGUCUGCGGUACGGCGAUGCGUUGAAGAAAAGCCGCAGUGCGCGCGAGGGCGGCGCGUUUGGUAUGGCGGGCGGGUUUAGUACUGGGAGUGCGGGCGGGAAGGUGAAGAUGGAGGCGAACGCGGACGUGGAGAUGGGUGGCACCGGGGAGACGGCUUCUUUGUUGAGGAUGCAGACGCUGGGUGGGAGGGUUCGGAGUCCUGAGACUGGGGAUCCGGUUUAUAUGUUGGCUGCGUUUAGGGGGAAGAAUCUACACCUCUCUCCUGUCUCUGCCGUGGUUCAAUUACAUCCUCAACUGCACCAUCUCGAUGCUCUGGACGAAGUCCCGACCAAGGGAAGGGGCGGAAAAGGUCGAAAGGACGGCGAAGAGGAUCGCCCGGCCGAAAGUGAAGCCCGCGCCAUCGAUGUGAAAAUCAAGGCGGCCGAAGAUAGCGAGGGAGCCAUGGUUGCUGGCAAUCUGAACCUUCUGAAGAAAAUGCAGGAUGAGAAAUGGAACUCUUACGACUGGGUCGAUGCCGAGACCGAGGAAUCGUGGCACGUCUAUGAGAGCUUCAUGAUGCAUCAAGAUCCGGAGAGCCUGCCGCAACUCGAAUCGGCAAUUAACAGCGAGGAUUAUUUGGAUAAGAUGAGUGCUCCGCGAAUCGACCCGGCACGACCGGAGAUGACUGGGUGGGCGAUGAAGCAGAACCGAAAGAAACAGCGUGAACAGGCGUCGCCUACUGAGGGUAAUCCGGAGGGAUAA